Molecule: messenger RNA, 1075 nt
Organism: Rubroshorea leprosula
Lineage: Eukaryota; Viridiplantae; Streptophyta; Magnoliopsida; Malvales; Dipterocarpaceae
Source: the annotation of a GenBank genome assembly
AAGGAAAAAUUAGAAUUCCAAAUAAAAUCUUUCUCUCUCCCUUCAUCUUUCCUCUCCCUUUCUUUCUACUUCAUCGAUCCCUAAUUCGUCAAUUUUAAGGGAGGAGAUCGAGGUUGAAUCGGUGAUAAUCAACCAUGUUUACCAGGCUUUUUGGGAAACCUAAGCAGGAAACAAAUGCCCUGACCACGUUAGACAAAUUAAACGAGACCCUUGAAAUGCUGGAGAAAAAGGAGAAAGUGCUAGCCAAAAAGGCUGCUGCUGAGGUUGAAAAGGCUAAGGAACAAGCCAAAUUAAGGAACAAGAAAGGGGCUAUACAGUGUUUGAAGAGGAAGAGACUAUAUGAACAACAGAUAGAACAACUUGGAAAUUUCCAGUUGCGCAUUCAUGAUCAAAUGAUCAUGCUAGAAGGUGCAAAAGCCACCACUGAGACUGUAGAUGCAUUGAGAACAGGGGCAUCUGCAAUGAAGGCCAUGCAGAAAGCAACGAAUAUAGAUGAUGUGGACAAGACCAUGGAUGAGAUUAAUGAACAAACAGAGAACAUGAAGCAAAUUCAAGAAGCUCUGUCAACGCCCAUUGGAGCAGCAGCCGAUUUUGAUGAGGAUGAAUUAGAAGCAGAACUUGAAGAACUUGAGGGAGCUGAGUUGGAAGAACAACUUCUUCAACCUGCAACAACUGCUCCUGCAGCUCCAGUGCAGGUUCCUGCUGGCAGGCAACCAGCUCGUCCUGCUCCUCAAAGGCGCACAGAGGAGGAAGAUGAACUUGCUGCCUUGCAGGCUGAGAUGGCACUUUAAGGCAUUUAGACUUAAUUUCGAUGUUCAGACCAUUGGCUGUCAUGCUGGGCAACGUGCAAGAGUGUUUAAUGGCAUACUGUAUCAUUUUCAUGUCCUACUUCGAAGGUUUGCAUUUAAUCGUUUGACAGACAAUGUACAUAAAGAUUGCAUGAACCACCUCCCCUAUUUGUAUUCUACAUCAUGGAGUUUGUUUGUCCAGUAUUGGAUCUUCAUUUUCUUUUCUCAGUUGGAACUUCUUGUUCUACUAUGAAUCCAAUCCCGAAAUAGCCUUUUCAAUCACUGUU